CGUUUUUAGUAGACGAGGUUUUCAGAAAAUGGUGGGCCGUGUUUUUGGUUGUACUAUGGUUUUGGGUAACCGGGGAGUGUCUCCAGUCCACAACAGACACACAAUGGAUAGACGGACAGGAUUGAUACAUUAUUACCACUGCUUGGUCGGCCUUUUGAUACUGUCGCUCGUAGGCAAUUGAUAACAUGUUUUUUAGUGACUGUAAAAUCAUCUUGCAAUUGCUGUGUGUCUUCAGUGGCCAAUGUUGCUAUCGUUGUUAGUUAGCUUUGCUAACAGCAGUGAUAUUGUUUAGCAGAAAUCUCUAGCUGGCUAGCCUACCCCCCCACGUUAGCGAGCAGUAACACCUGCGGGAAAACUGUUUUUAUACUCCGAGAUAGACGCCUUUCAAAGAAUAUGGAAACCUCUUUUGAUGUAAACCAUCUUUUCCCUGAAACGAUUACAGUUUUGGACCAAAACCUAAUUGCAAGUGGAAAAUCGCUGGGAAGGUCAGAUCCCCAACCCCAAAUUGCAGCAGUCAUUGAUGAACUUGGAAGAGCCUCAGCCAAGGCCCAAUACUUGACAGCCCCAAUCACAAGUGCAUCCAAGCUGCAGACCAACAAGCACCAUCUCUACCUGCUUAAGGACGGAGAAAGCAAUGGAGGAAGAGGACUUGUGGUGGGGUUUCUGAAGGUUGGCUAUAAGAAGUUAUUUCUGCUUGACCAGCAGGGGGCGCAUGUCGAGACAGAGCCUCUGUGUGUCUUGGAUUUCUUUGUGAAAGAGAACCUUCAGAGGCACGGUUACGGACUAGAGCUGUUUAGCUUCAUGCUGCAGCACAAAAAGGUAGAGCCGGUGAUGAUGGCUUACGACAGGCCCUCCCCUAAGUUCCUCUCUUUCCUGGAGAAGCAUUACUGUCUGAAAAACAGUGUACCUCAGGUCAAUAACUUUGUGGUGUUUGACGGUUUCUUCGCCAAAAAAUCAGGCUCGACUCCCUCUCCUCCGACGGAUCAGGGAAUGUAUGGCUUUUUCGGCCCAGUUGAGAAAGGUUCCCCCCAAAAAGCCGGACGGAGAGAUCAAGCCCUACUCACUAACGGAGAGAGAAGCUGUGCGAGAGGAGCAGAAGGCUCUUCCCUGGCCUUUGUGUCGCCACGCGGCUCCUCCCCUCUCUCCCCCAUUGUCGGUAUCCUCCCCUUGCUCCCCAAGCAGGGGCCGCCAGCGUCCCGAUCCGGCCCUGGCCCCGGCACCUGCCCCUGGGGCCAACAGGGGCCCGAACCCCCACCCUCCACUCAUCAACAGCCUCAACUGCAGGGCAAAGCGCACCAGCCAACAGGGCCUGGUUGCCAGGGGAAACCUCUACAGCCGCCACGUCAACACCCGGGGCUUUGGGCAGUUGUUGGAGACACAGCCGAACAUCUUCAGACUGCCAGGUUUGAGACCAGUGUUGAGAGACAGAGAGACUGACAUCGGAGGACAGAGAGAGCCACUGGGACACAGAGACAGGUUGGACAGCCAAGGAGUCCUAACUCACCCAUAGAAACACUAUUAGAAGGCUAUACAUCUCACAGAUGUGGGGUAGCUCUGGAUAAGAGCGUCUGCUAAAUGACUUAAAUGUAAAUGUAUGUUAAAUGGGUAGCAGGGUAGCCUAGUGGUUAGAGCGUUGGACAAGUAACCGGAAGGUUGCGAGUUCAAACCCCCGAUCUGACAAAGUACAAAUCUGUCGUUCUGCCCCUGAACAGGCAGUUGCCCCACUGUUCCUAGGCCCGUCAUUGAAAAUAAGAAUUUGUUCUUAACCGACUUGCCGAGUUAAAUAAAUAAAAUAAAUACAAAAAUAAAACAGACUGUACAUCAUAAAUGUAUGUAGUGGAUUGGAAAGGCAUUGAAUAGUGGGCGGAUACAGUAGUGGGCGGAUACAAUAGUGGGCGGAUACAAUAGUGGGCGGAUACAAAUGAAAGGUGUAUAAACCUGAAUUACAGAAGACCUGUGUUUUGACAAGGACCUUUUCUUUGUUCUCUGCGGCACACAAAUGAUUUAUCUUCCUUCUCUCUGUUUCUCUAUCACACUCAUCGCCUCCAUCAUCACCUCCAUCAUGCCUCUUCUUCAUCCCUCCAUUUCAACCAGGUCCAUGCCUGUAUACAGUGAGCUACAAAAAGUAUGGGGACAAUGACACAUCUGUUGUUUUGGCUCUGGACUCCAGCACUUUGAUAUGAUACAAUGACUAUGAGGUUAAAGUGCAGACUGUCAGCUUUAAUUUGAUGGUAUUUUCAUCCAUACCGGGCGGGGUGAACUGUUUAGAAAUUACACCACUUUUUGUACAUAGUCCCCCGAUUUUAGGGGACAAAAAGUAUUCGGAUUCAGUUGUGUAAUAAUGUGCAAAGUCACUGUCCCAAUCAUUUUGGACCUCACGUGUCUCUCCCACCUCUGCCCCCCGUCCAGGACGGAGCCGCCCCCGUCCAGGAAGGAGCCGCCCCGUUCCCAGACUAUCAUGAUGACCACCAGAGAACCAGACAGACAGGCCGAGACAGAGACCAAGGUGCUGGAAAAGGGGCUCCGGAAGGGGUUAGCAGGAGAGCCCUUUGC
Oncorhynchus keta (chum salmon) is the source of this 2553-nucleotide messenger RNA. It is a transcript of the gene atat1, whose product is annotated as alpha tubulin acetyltransferase 1. Lineage: Eukaryota; Metazoa; Chordata; Actinopteri; Salmoniformes; Salmonidae. Gene Ontology annotation, molecular function: tubulin N-acetyltransferase activity. Gene Ontology annotation, cellular component: microtubule. Gene Ontology annotation, biological process: alpha-tubulin acetylation. The transcript is spliced from 12 exons. The record is from RefSeq and is a predicted model, not a curated record. Bases 394 to 1437 code for a protein of 347 amino acids.